This is a messenger RNA of Didymodactylos carnosus, 1230 nucleotides long. NCBI's taxonomy places the organism in Eukaryota, Metazoa, Rotifera, Eurotatoria, Philodinida, Philodinidae. The record is from the annotation of a GenBank genome assembly.
AUGUCGAACUCGCUCUUUCGUCAUUCAUUUAAGCAUGAUAGUUCUAUCGAUAUCAUAGCCAUCAAUUUGUGUCAGAAUCAAUCGAGUACAACAUUAAUCGAUGAAAUAGAAGAGAAAAUUAACGUUAUUGUUCCAUUUCUUGUUGUCACUGGCAUAAUUGGUAAUUUGUUGAGUAUAAUAACAUUCUCAAAAAAAAAACUUCGUUCAUUAUCUUGUGGCUGUUAUCUAUUGCUUGUGGCUAUUGCUGAUACAUUUGCUUUAAUUAUAAUUAGUCGUCCAUAUUUUUUUAAAAUAUUUAAUAAUGUUCAUCAUUUAGAAUCAUCAAUAUUAUGUGGAUUUCAUUUAUUUUUUACAAAAAUAUUUGAUGAAUUAAGUCCAUGGUUAUUAGUAUUUUUAGCUUGUAAUCGUUUAAUGUUAACAAAAUUACCCAGAAAAAAUUAUCGGUGUUUUCGAACAGGCCGAACAGCUUUAGUUAGUUCAUUGUUAUUAUUUAUUUUUUUUAUUCUAUUAAAUUUACAUUUAUUAUUUGGUAUUGGAAUUGGUUAUUCAGAAUCUUUACCAUGUAAAAAAGUUUGUGGACCAUUAUUAUCAAAUGAAUAUUAUUUAUUUUUUUAUAAAAAUAUUAGUCCAAUUAUUGAUCUUCUAUUUACUUUAAUACUUCCAUUUUGUGUAAUAUUUAUUGCAAAUAUAUUUAUUAUUUCAAAUGUUAAAAAUAUCAAACGUCGUGUAUUACGUCAUCGAAAACAUAAACGUGUUAGUCGUAAUUUUCGUUUAUCUAUUGUAUUAUUAACUCAUUUGAUUAUAUUUUUACUUUUAUGUGCACCUGUUUUAAUUGUAGAAAUAAUCUAUCGUUUUACUCGUAGUCCAACACUAUUUAUAUUAAGCAAUAAAUAUGAGAGAAUAUUAUCAAUAGCAUGGCUAGUAGCAAAUAAAUUAUUUUAUUUAAAUUAUUCAUUAUCAUUUUAUUUUUAUGUAUUAGCAUCAUCUUAUUUUAGACAUCAAUUUUAUAAUGUUAUACAAAAUGCAUCGUUCAAUUAUUUUUAUUUUAAAAGACGAGUAAGAAGAAGACUUGAAGGAAAAGAUAAUGAAAAAUAUGAAGAUUCUAUCUUUUCUUUGUCACAUAGACGAAAUACAAAUAGAAAUUUAAUAAUAAUAAAAACGAAUAGUACAACUCAAACAACCGAACUUUUUACGAUAAAAAGCUGUUAUUUUGAUGAACUUUCAUCGUGA